Molecule: messenger RNA, 1122 nt
Organism: Psilocybe cubensis
Lineage: Eukaryota; Fungi; Basidiomycota; Agaricomycetes; Agaricales; Agrocybaceae
Exons: 13
Coding region: 1-1122 (373 amino acids)
Molecular function (GO): arylformamidase activity
Source: RefSeq, a predicted model, not a curated record
AUGACCUCAAAUCGGUUGAAAGAUAUCGCAUCACAUAUCUCUCCAUUGCCUAGUACUUCCGUGGCCGAAAUGGCCUUACCAACCUUCGAUGAGUUGCCGCAUUACAAGAACUUUCCCGGCUGCGCAUGGGGUGUAUGGGGCGCUGACGACCAACUGGGGACGGUGAAUCUCUUGACGGAAGAAGUAGUUCAGCGCGCGGCCAAAGAGGAAAUCAAACUGGGAAGGACUGUGUCACUGAAUUGGCCAAUCAACUUCCCAGAAAAGCCAUUGUUCAACCGCAAGAGCCCCGAGAUUAAAAUGAUCAUCAAACGCGAUAAUGGCAUGCCGAGAGAUGAUGAGAUCCAUAUAAAUUCGCAAUCUGGUUCGCAAUGGGAUGGAAUGCGACACUAUGGACUCAUUGAACAUGCUGUUUUUUACAACAAUACGGAUGCCAAAUCUCUGCCUGGUGGAAUAAUCCCUAUAUCUAAUCCGAAUGACAUCGAUCCGGCAAUGUCCAGGAUCGGGAUGCAAAACUGGGCGGCGCACGGGAUAUGCGGGCGAGGCGUGCUUCUAGAUCUUGUUAGAUACUACGAGGAUACAAACAACGGAAAGCUUCCUUAUGAUCCAUGGACCACUUAUGCCAUAUCGGUAUCCGACCUUGAGGCUGUAGCCAAACACCAGGGCGUGAAUUUCCGUCAAGGAGAUAUCUUACUUCUCCGUGUGGGAUUUAUCCAAAAAUAUUAUAACGUGUCCACGGAAGAUAAACAUGCUCUGGCUCAGAGGCCAGAAACAUUCGCAGGCAUAGAGCAAUCUAUAGACAUGAAGAGGUUCUUGUGGAAUAACCACUUCGCCGCUAUCGCCUCAGAUCAACCCGCAUUGGAGGCAUGUUGUCCAUCUUGUGGCCGGCACCUCCUGGAACUUUGCUCCACCAGACUCUGGGGUAUGCCGCUGGGGGAAUUUUUCGAUCUUGAAAAGCUAUCCCAAACGUGCGCCGAGACUAAGAGAUACACUUUCUUCUUCUCAUCGUGGCCAUUGAACAUAAUCGGGGGGUGCGCUAGUCCACCCAACGCGGCGGUAAGGACCUCUUCUAAGAAUGUGCCAUCUUCUGACAUUUGUUCUCUCAUUCUACAGGCAUACUUUUAG